UAUCUUGCUUGCUGAAUGGUGGAUGAAUCUUUCACUCCAAGGGCAACAAGACACAAUCCAUCCCAUGUACAGUUAGAAUCUCCCCACAAAACUCCAUGAAAGCCACCUUCUUUGAUUCAAUUAUUAUUCAACAUUUCCAGUACCCAACUUUGAAAAAUAUUUCCCGAUUUUAUUUUAUAUAGAUGAAACACCCUUCUCCUUUUUUGAUCGUCUAAAUUCAUUGAUCACAAAAUAUUUCUUUUUUUGUUCUUGUUUGGAAACGAGAUGGAUCUUGAUGAGUGGGAAUACCUCCCUGACGAUGCGUUUCUUGAUUUCCAUGAAGAGAGUGCGGACAAGAGGAUUUUCUCAAGCAAGCGAUACAACUCUUCUGAUAAUUCAAAAAGUGUUUUCAACAUGAACUACUUCAUAAUCCCAUCACCCAGUUCUAGGUCAAAAGUCAUUCACGAGACACCACCACCACAACCGCCAACACCACCGCCAUCGGCGUCGCCAGCUGGGAUUGAUUCAAGGCUUGUUCCUGUUCCAAUUCAACUGGAACUACCUCCAAGCUUUUGCAAGGCCUCAUCACUCCCACAAGAAGAACAAGAAGAAAAACAAGUAAUCAAAGUCUCCCAAGUGGAUCAAGACACACAACUGUCCCAAGUUUACUUCAAGAAAACUUGGGAAAAUGAAUUUGCCGACAUGAAAAUAUUGGACUCCCCAAAGUCUCCCACCUGCAAAUCACCCAAGUUUAUGCAUCAACAAACUGAUAAGUUUCAGUUUGAUGAAAAUUUAGGUCAAGAAAUCACCUCUCCAAGGACGAAAGUUGUUGACCAAAACAGCUUGUUGGAGUCAUCAGAAGAUACCAAAGAGAUCAAUAACAGCAACAACAACAACAACAGCAACAACAUCUGGAAGCUGAGUUUUACAGGAAUCGGUGCGAUUUGCUCUUUUGGUUUUGCUGCUGCUACCAUUUGUAUUAUCUUUUUCGGUGCCCAUCAGAGGAACAAACAGUAUCAGCACAACCAGAAUCGCUUCCAGAUCUAUACUGAUGACAACAAGAGGUUUAAUCAGGCUAUGGAACGUCCAACCAAAUUGAAUGAAGCAUUUUCAGCAGCUAGAGGAGUACCCCUCCCUAGAGCUCAUGUCACAUAUGGUGGUUACUAUAAUGGUUUAUGAACAGCCGGCGCCCACUCGAUGAAAUGAAAGUUUUUAGUACGGUACGGUACUGCGUGAGUUUGCUUUUGCAAUGUACUUGUACAAGAUAUAUAUAAUCUUUCUUCUAAGCGUAUAAGGUCAAUAAUUGCGCGUUGCAUGCAUGCGAUCGAUGCUUGUAUAUUUAGAUUCCGAAUCCCUUCUUUGUAUAGUAGAUUCCCAACUUUGUAUUAGUUUGGCUACACACAUAUUAUUUGUAUUUGUAGAAGAUAUAUAAAAGUUCUCAUUUCUCACUU
Messenger RNA from Malus domestica (apple), 1430 nucleotides. RefSeq lists its product as uncharacterized. Lineage: Eukaryota; Viridiplantae; Streptophyta; Magnoliopsida; Rosales; Rosaceae. The record is from RefSeq and is a predicted model, not a curated record.